This is a messenger RNA of Corylus avellana, 468 nucleotides long. NCBI's taxonomy places the organism in Eukaryota, Viridiplantae, Streptophyta, Magnoliopsida, Fagales, Betulaceae. The record is from RefSeq and is a predicted model, not a curated record.
AUGGUGGGACUGUCGGUACUGAUUCGAUAUGCAAGGGAGCAGGUGGCGGCUUUCAAUAAUGCAACACAGAGGAGCAUUACCACGGACAUGGCUUUUCCUCUUAACCCCACUGUCACUUGGGUGCCUCCUCCAGUGGGAUAUGUCAAGAUCAAUUGGGACGCCUCGAUUAUCAACAGUCAACACCAGAUGGGGGUCGGAGUUAUCGUGCGUGAUCACACAGGGAAGGCUAUGGCGAUGUUGUGUGCUACCAAGAGAUCUAUUACCAACGCUCCCACGGUUGAGGCAAUCGGUGCAUGGCUUGCGGUGGAUUAUGCUCAACGUAUGGGUUACCAAAAUGUAGUCUUUGAAGGGGAUGCGCUGGAGAUAGUCAGAGCACUCAACAAAGAAGAAGAUUGUUGGACGACCUAUGGGCAAAUUGUGAACACUGCUAAAGAAGAAAUUGUAAAGCACAUGGGCUGGGUGGUUUAA